AUGAAGAGACUGGCAGUGAAAAGGAGGGGUAUUUUUGCCCUCAACUUUGCUGUCUGGACCCUCUUAUGCAUUGGAUCUAUAGCACUUUGCUUGUUUGGUUGUUGUUGGGUUCAAAGGAAGUCAAAUCUGGCAAAUGUUCGAGCAAAACACUUCACAAAGAAUGGAGGCAUCUUGUUACAACGACAAUUCUCUUCUCUCCAUGGAUCUACCAGAUCCCCAAAAAUCUAUUCCACUCAAGAGCUCAAACAGGCCACAAACAACUAUCAUUCCACCAAUAUAUUAAGUAGUGGUGGGAAUGGCUCUGUCUACAAAGGAAUUCUCAAGGAUGGCUCAGUGGUAGCCGUUAAGAAGUCUCAAGUUGUAGAUAAAAGCCACAUCGAUCAAUUCAUAAAUGAGGUUGUCAUUCUAACUGAAAUCAAUCAUAGGAAUGUAGUGAAGCUCUUGGGCUGUUGUUUGGAGACACAAGUUCCCAUGUUGGUUUAUGAGUUCAUCUCAAAUGGAACUUUGUGCGAGAAAAUCCAUGAAAGCGAUGAUCCUUUGGAGCGUAUUUCUUGGCAAUCACGCUUUCGAAUCGCAGUCAAAACUGCAGGUGCUCUUUCCUACCUUCAUUCUUCUACUUCCACACCCAUAUUCCACAGAGAUGUUAAGUCCUCCAACAUACUUUUGGACAAGAACUAUACUCCGAAGGUAGCCGAUUUUGGAAUUUCAAGAUUAGUACCACUUGACAAGACAAAGGUCUCAACUAUGGUGCUUGGAACGUUUGGAUACUUGGAUCCCGAAUACUUCAACACCGGAAAUUUAACAGAAAAGAGUGACGUUUAUAGCUUUGGGGUGGUUUUACUGGAGCUUUUAACCGGGCGGAAGCCUAUUUGCCCUCAUUCAUCAAUUGAGUAUCAUAAUUUGCCAAUGGUGUUUUUAUCUUAUGUUAGGAAUGAUAAUUUCGUAGAGAUUUUGGAUGACAACGUAGCAUGUGAAGGAAAAAUGGAGGAAUUACAAGCUGUAGCCGACCUCCCAAGACGAUGCCUAAGAGUGAAAGGUGGAGAGAGGCCUACGAUGAAGGAGGUUAAGAGAAGUCUUGAAGAUCUGAGAGUCUUUCUUCUCUUUAAUUGUGACUAUCAUCUUGUCAUGGCACCCAAGCGAGUGACCCGAACGACUUCUACUUUCCCGCCUGAGAUUCCUGUUACCCCACCAGAGACUUUUACACCACCAUCCGAGUCUAGCGCAACACCGACCGUGUCAGUAAGUGCGGACCAGCUACAGCAGAUGUUGCAAACAAUGACUGGCAUUCUUCAGAGAGGAGGGCGGAAUAAGAAGGCCCCCUCCGGUAGCUCCACAGCAGCAACGGGAUCCUCAGUCAUCAGGAGCAGUCAUCGACGAUUCAUGUGA
This is a messenger RNA of Magnolia sinica, 1386 nucleotides long. RefSeq names its product wall-associated receptor kinase-like 1. Lineage: Eukaryota; Viridiplantae; Streptophyta; Magnoliopsida; Magnoliales; Magnoliaceae. Gene Ontology annotation, biological process: cell surface receptor signaling pathway; protein phosphorylation. Gene Ontology annotation, cellular component: plasma membrane. The record is from RefSeq and is a predicted model, not a curated record. The transcript has 4 exons. Gene Ontology annotation, molecular function: protein serine/threonine kinase activity; ATP binding. Bases 1 to 1386 code for a protein of 461 amino acids.